Exserohilum turcica Et28A is the source of this 1629-nucleotide messenger RNA. RefSeq lists its product as uncharacterized. The coding region runs from base 6 to 1454 and encodes 482 amino acids. Gene Ontology annotation, biological process: nucleotide-excision repair. Gene Ontology annotation, cellular component: transcription factor TFIIH core complex; transcription factor TFIIH holo complex. The transcript has 3 exons. The record is from RefSeq and is a predicted model, not a curated record. Gene Ontology annotation, molecular function: double-stranded DNA binding; ATPase activator activity. NCBI's taxonomy places the organism in Eukaryota, Fungi, Ascomycota, Dothideomycetes, Pleosporales, Pleosporaceae.
CCACCAUGUCGACCUCGUCUUCGGCCCAGGCGCUCGAAUACCUCGAGGGUCUGCCGCUGGCCACGCACAAGAAGCUGUAUGAACAGCCCUCGACGGUCCUCGCCGUCUUCCGCUGCAUGCUGCCGCAUCUUGCCAAGUCGAUAGUCAUGGCUAUGCUGUACAUGCCCACGUCGUUCCCCGCCGCCGACCUCGACGCCUGGUUCAAGCCUGCUGCGCGCAAGGAGAAAGAGCAGGCGACCUUCACCCUGGACCGUCUGCACAUCGUCUCCUCGGCCCGACAAGACGACGGCACGCUGUCGUGGACACUGAAUCAAGGCUUCCAGCGCAGCCUGCGGAACGCCAUCGAAGGAUCAGGCACCCACCGCUCGUUUGGCGUGCCCGCAACCAAAGAAGAGAGUGGAAAGCGAGUCAGCAUAGAGUUCCUGGAUGAAUACUCGAGGGCGCAGUGGGAGGGCAUCUUGUACUAUCUUGUCAGUGGUGCGGCUGGCCUCAGCAAAGACAGCAUUUCCAGAGCGGAGGUGGGCCCCGGUACCAAGAAGCUGCUGCAUACGGGAGAUUUGGUGCGCACCAUCCAUGGCAGCCCGAGAAUCACAAAGGAUGGCUUCUCGUUUGUACUGCAGGAGACGAAUGCGCAGGUCUGGAGUCUGCUGAUUGUCUAUCUGAAGAUGACGAACGAGCUCGGCAUGUCAGAAACAGAAGUCCUCUCCUUCCUCUUCAUGCUUGGCUCGCUUGAACUGGGCCAAGACUAUUCCACUUCCACGCUCUCGGCCACCCAACUCCAAAUGCUCGAGGAUCUCUCCGCAAUGGGCCUUGUCUACCGCUCCGACAGGAAUGCCCGCACCUUUUACCCCACACGCCUAGCCACAACCCUCACAUCGGACUCUGGCAGCGCCAUGUCAGCCUCAUCCAACGACAUUGCGCAAGCCAAACCCAACUCCGUCGGCCCUCCCACAGCCGCAAACAAAGGCUUCAUCAUCAUCGAAACAAACUACCGCCUCUACGCCUACACAAACAGCCUCAUCCAAAUCGCCAUCCUCUCCCUCUUCACAAAACUCCAACACCGCUUCCCCAACCUCGUCUCGGGAAAACUCACAAAGGAAUCCGUCCACAAAGCCGUCCAAGCAGGCAUCACCUCGGCCCAAAUCAUCUCCUACCUCACGACGUACGCCCACCCCCAGAUGCAGAAAACCGUCCCUUACAUCCCGCCUACCGUCAUGGACCAGAUCCGUCUCUGGGAAUACGAGGGCGAGCGCGUGGAAACCACAACCGGUUACCUCAUGCGUGAAUUCAAUUCCGAUGCCGAGUACAGAGAUGUCCUCGGCUAUGCUAGUGCGCUGGGCGUCCUCGUCUGGCAGAACGAUGCCAAUCGGUGUUUUUUCGUGAGCCAUGUCGAGCAGAUUAGCGCCUAUUUGCGCAAGAAGAAGGAGAAUAGAGAGAGUGCGAGGGCGAGGUAGUGUUGUAAUUUGAAUGUACGUUUUUCUUUUCCUUUUGGAUGGGUGGCAUGUUUCUAUAUGUACAUAGAUGAAGCAGUAUCAUGGUCAUGCAGGCGUUUCUUCAAUCUUAUUCUUUCUUCCUGGGGGGUGGGAACUACUUAGAGUAGCCAUUUGUAGCUGUAGCACUACUUAGUCG